UGUCGAAUAACAAGGGGUGAUAAGAUGUACAUUGCAUCUGUAUGCCGUUGCGUAGCCGUACCAGUGUAAGGACAGAGAUACACAUCGAUACUAUCAGAUGACCGCUAUGCGUACAAGUUCAAUACACAAAUGGAGCACCGCCUCUCCUAAAUACUUGCUAUGUUCAUUAUAUAUACCUAGGUAGCUUUCGGGUAAACUGGUCCUUGAAAAGCCAAAGCCAUAUUCUAUCCUUUCAGCAAGAAGGUCUUGUUCCUCGUAAACAAUAUCGAAUUGCGUUUCAAGCGAGGAUCAAACAUCGAAAUAAAGUCACACAUUCAUCAUCAUGCGUCUGCAAUCCUUCCUCCUUGCAGUUUAUUUUAUGGUAGCAGCCACGGCUAUAGCCAUCAGUCCGAGUAAGCUACCCAACGACCUUUUCUAGUUGAAUAUAAAUCUAAUAUCAAGAUAGGAAUCCAAAUGGACGUUGAGCUCGCCGCAGAAGGUGCUCUCGAUAAUGGGCCUUCUUCCCACGAGGCUUGGUGAUGGUCAUGAUGUUGAGGUCCGGAUGAAGAUCUAUUAAUGAGAAAGGAACAAGGAUGGGGUAAUCUGGCAGGAGGAUUUUGCGUGUGGGUGACAUAAACAUGUUGAACAUGGCUUGGAACGGUUUCGCUCUUGGGUCAAAUUGGUUCAAGGCAGAGGAAGCUUACUUGUUGUCAAGCUGCUGCCAAUCCAUCU
Molecule: messenger RNA, 711 nt
Organism: Sclerotinia trifoliorum
Lineage: Eukaryota; Fungi; Ascomycota; Leotiomycetes; Helotiales; Sclerotiniaceae
Source: the annotation of a GenBank genome assembly